CCAGCCUUUCUGUCCUACACUUCCACUGAGCAAAAUGGUCUGGGAUUAUUUUGGAUUCUCUCGCACUUCAAAUAACACAGAAGAUGAAUCCCCCACAGCGGCUCUCAACAAUCCAGCAGACAUCUCUGUUAUUGUCAUUUACUUUCUGAUUGUUUUAGUUGUGGGAGUUUGGGCUAUGGUCCGCACCAAUCGAUCCACUGUGGGUGGCUUCUUCCUUGCAGGGAGGAGUAUGGUGUGGUGGCUGAUCGGAGCGUCGCUCUUUGCCAGCAACAUUGGCAGCGGCCACUUUGUAGGGAUCGCCGGUACUGGUGCGGCUGCUGGAAUAGCCGUUAGUGGAUUUGAAUGGAACGCUAUUAUUGUUGUCGUUAUUCUAGGAUGGCUCUUUGUACCAAUCUACAUCAAAGCCGGGGUUGUCACCAUGCCUGAGUACUUGAAGAAGAGGUUCGGAGGACAGCGAAUUCGCAUCUAUCUCUCUGUGCUCUCCCUCUUCCUCUACAUCUUCACAAAAAUCUCUGCCGACAUGUUCUCUGGUGCCAUUUUUAUCCAGCAGGCUCUUGGACUGAAUAUCUACGUUGCUGUUAUCGCUCUACUGGCAAUCACUGCACUGUACACCGUCACAGGUGGACUGGCGGCAGUGAUAUACACAGACACCUUACAGACCGUCAUUAUGGUUACUGGAUCCUUCAUUCUCAUGGGUUUUGCUUUCAAUGAAGUGGGGGGCUAUGAAAAUGUCCACGAUCGCUACAUGACUGCAAUUCCCUCAAUCACCGGUAACAUCAGCGAAAAGUGCUACCAGCCUCGGUCAGACGCCUUCCACCUUUUCAGAGAUCCAUUAACUGGAGACUUGCCUUGGCCUGGCAUGGUGUUUGGACUCACCAUUCAGGCUACCUGGUACUGGUGCUCAGAUCAGGUGAUUGUCCAGCGUUGCCUCUCAGCCAAGAAUCUCUCUCAUGUUAAAGGAGGUUGCAUUUUGUGUGGCUACCUGAAGCUGUUGCCAAUGUUUCUCAUGGUUUUUCCUGGAAUGAUAAGCAGGAUCUUGUAUUCUGAUGUGGUGGCAUGUGUGGACCCAGAUGAAUGUCAAAAAUACUGUGGAGCUACUGUAGGAUGCACCAACAUUGCCUAUCCCAAACUUGUGGUUGAUCUUAUGCCCAAUGGUCUGAGGGGUUUGAUGCUGUCUGUGAUGAUGGCCUCUCUAAUGAGCUCCCUUACCUCAGUUUUUAACAGUGCUAGUACUCUCUUCACCAUGGACAUCUAUACUAAGAUCCGUCCCUAUUCCAAAGAGAGGGAACUGAUGAUUGCUGGCAGGGUGUUUAUCUUGGUCCUGAUUGGAAUAAGUAUAGCCUGGAUCCCUGUGGUGCAGUCAGCCCAGAGUGGUCAACUCUAUGACUACAUCCAGUCAAUCACCAGCUAUCUUACUCCACCUGUGGCCGCCGUCUUCAUGCUCGCCAUCUUUUGUAAAAGAGUUAAUGAAUCUGGUGCCUUUUAUGGACUCAUCAUUGGCCUGCCAAUAGGAUUAUCCAGGAUGAUCACAGAGUUUGCAUACGGGACAGGGAGUUGCAAUAACCCGAGUAAUUGUCCUGACAUCAUCUGUGGAGUGCACUACCUCUACUUUGGGAUGAUCCUGUUUCUUGUCUCUUGCAUCAUCAUAGUUGGAGUCUCCCUAAUGACCCAGCCCAUCGAUGACAAGCAUCUGUAUCGAUUGUGCUGGAGUCUGAGGAACCGUACGGAGGAAAGAGUGGACAUUGACCCGGAUAAUUGGGUUAAUGAUGAGGAAGAGGACAACAAAUUUCAACAUGAAGAACCUGAGGAGAAACCAGGCUUCUGCAAGAAAGCACUCAUGUGCUUCUGCGGACUGGAGGAGACAAAAGCACCAAAACUGAGUCCAGAGGAGGAGGCAGAAUUGAAGAAAAAGCUCACAGACACAUCAGAGAAGCCUCUCUGGAAGAACAUUGUCAACAUAAACGCCAUCAUUCUCCUGUGUGUGGCUGUGUUCUUUCACGGAUACUUCGGUUAGACAAACCCCAUCAACUUUAAGAAAUCCUGGAUACUGUAAUUUAUAUCAAAGUCACAAGAUUUUACAUGGAUUUAAAUUAUGACCAAACUGUUGGCACUUAGCCCCAGAAAUAAUAUAUGGCAAUGCUCUAACUGUGCUGCAUCCUUCCUCCUGUAUUGUUCAAUCUAAUCUCACACGGGAAACAAAGUGUAUUUUUAACAGAAAAUUUUGCUGUGAAGUUAACUUUUCCUGUUGUUUGUCACCUGGAGUAAACCAGUAAACUAUGGUUUACCGCAUCUAACCUGUGAGGAUGCCUAAAAACUCACCCAUUUGUUCUGCUGACUUCUGCCUAUCAUAUUUGUAGAUUUACCUGGAUGAACUGAUGAAUUGUGUGAAUGCGGUAAAGCUCUUUAUACCUUA
Messenger RNA from Girardinichthys multiradiatus, 2413 nucleotides. Its product is annotated as sodium/glucose cotransporter 1-like. The coding region runs from base 35 to 2014 and encodes 659 amino acids. Gene Ontology annotation, molecular function: D-glucose:sodium symporter activity. Gene Ontology annotation, cellular component: plasma membrane. Lineage: Eukaryota; Metazoa; Chordata; Actinopteri; Cyprinodontiformes; Goodeidae. The record is from RefSeq and is a predicted model, not a curated record. The transcript is spliced from 15 exons. Gene Ontology annotation, biological process: transmembrane transport; sodium ion transport.